AGGCGCCACCGGCUCCAAGCCCAGAAGAGCCAGAAGCGGAGGCACAACUGCAGGCCCUCUCUGAGCUGGCGCUCAAGGCUGAGGCCGGUGACGCCGAGAAGGAUGAGUCCAAGAAGUCCCUUUUGCACGUGACGCCUGAGCAGGUGAAUGCCAUGCGGCGCCAGCUCCAAGAGUGGCUUCGGCAGGUGGCUACGUUUCACGAGGUGGAAUCCUUUUCGUUGAUGACGAGGUGGUUGGACUUCAACACCACUGACGAAGUCAAUGCGGGGUUGGACCACGCGCUUCGCAAAGACUCCGAGGCGCAGUGGGUCAUCUGCGCCUCCGAAAACGAAGUCUGCCAGUGCAACAGUGGCCAUGUGCGCUAUGGAACCUUUAACAAAGGAUGGGUGACCAAGAAGAACAAGGCG
Cladocopium goreaui is the source of this 407-nucleotide messenger RNA. The record is from the annotation of a GenBank genome assembly. Lineage: Eukaryota; Dinophyceae; Suessiales; Symbiodiniaceae.